AUGUUGAUCCUUUGUGCAGUAUAUUCACCCUGGCUAAGACUUAGCCAGUUCCCAGCACUGAGGACACUGGACCCCUUCCUGCAGCUGUCCUCUUGGGGCGCUGUGCCUUCUGGCUCCUGUAGGCCAGAGGUUAUGGGGGGGCAGCUUCCCUGGCCUGGGCAGUGGUUUCCCAUGCUCCCUGGGGCUGUCCGAGGUGAAGGUGACAGGUGGGGGAGGCAGGUGGAGAAUUGAGCCGGUGAGCUCAUGACAAAGGCGCAGUGGGCGGGGGUGGGUGCUCUGGCCUAUAAAGACCGUGCCCUGUGGCUUGCCGAGGCAGUCAUGGAGGGCACCAUGGAGGGUCCCGAGGCAGUGCAGAGAGCCACAGAGCUCAUUGAGCAGCGGCUUGCCCAGGAGGAAGAAACUGAGAAACUUCGAAGAGCCGCUCCUGGGAAGCUGUCCAUGGACAUGCUGGUACUAGAGGAGGAGAAGCGCCUUGGGAUGCAGAGUCCCGCUUUACAAAAGGUGAAGGGCCAAGAGCGCGUGCGCAAGACAUCCCUGGACCUGCGGCGUGAGAUCAUUGAUGUGGGUGGGAUCCAGAACCUCAUAGAACUGAGGAAGAAACGCAAGCAGAAGAAGCGAGAAGCGCUGGCUGCGGCCCAGGAGCCACCUCCAGAGCCGGAGGAGAUCACUGGCCCCGUGGACGAGGAAACAUUCCUGAAAGCUGCCGUGGAGGGGAGGAUGAAAGUCAUUGACAAGUACCUGGCAGAUGGAGGUUCAGCAGACACCUGUGAUGAGUUCCGACGGACAGCACUGCAUCGUGCCUCCCUGGAGGGCCACAUGGAGAUAUUGGAGAAACUUCUGGAGAGUGGGGCCACCGUGGACUUCCAGGAUCGGCUGGACUGCACAGCCAUGCACUGGGCCUGCCGUGGAGGCCACCUGGAGGUGGUCAGACUCCUGCAAAGCCGAGGAGCCAACACCAACGUGAGAGACAAGCUACUGAGCACUCCCCUGCAUGUGGCUGUCCGUACUGGACACGUGGAGAUUGUGGAACACUUUCUUUCUCUGGGCCUGGAUAUCAAUGCCAAAGACAGGGAAGGGGACAGUGCCCUGCAUGAUGCUGUGAGACUCAACCGUUACAAAAUCAUCAAACUGCUGCUCUUGCACGGGGCUGACAUGAUGGCUAAGAACCUGGCAGGAAAGACCCCCACGGACCUGGUCCAGCUAUGGCAAGCAGACACCCGGCAUGCCCUGGAGCAUCCUGAGCCAGAAUCAGAACAGAAUGGACUAGAGAGGCCUGGGAGUGGGCGUGAGACCCCCCAGCCAGUACCAGCCCAGUAAAUACCUACCCCCAGAUGGGCAAUAGUUCCCUACUAUGAGUUAGCUGCCUGCAGCCAGCCUGGGAGAAACAGGCGCAGAUUCAACAGAAUAAAGUGCUGUCUUUGCU
This is a messenger RNA of Onychomys torridus (southern grasshopper mouse), 1423 nucleotides long. It is a transcript of the gene Ankrd2, whose product is annotated as ankyrin repeat domain 2. Gene Ontology annotation, molecular function: RNA polymerase II-specific DNA-binding transcription factor binding. Gene Ontology annotation, biological process: regulation of transcription by RNA polymerase II. The record is from RefSeq and is a predicted model, not a curated record. Gene Ontology annotation, cellular component: nucleus. NCBI's taxonomy places the organism in Eukaryota, Metazoa, Chordata, Mammalia, Rodentia, Cricetidae.